Molecule: messenger RNA, 2621 nt
Organism: Nycticebus coucang (slow loris)
Lineage: Eukaryota; Metazoa; Chordata; Mammalia; Primates; Lorisidae
Gene: HSD17B12
Product: hydroxysteroid 17-beta dehydrogenase 12
Exons: 11
Coding region: 208-1146 (312 amino acids)
Cellular component (GO): endoplasmic reticulum
Molecular function (GO): oxidoreductase activity
Source: RefSeq, a predicted model, not a curated record
UGGAGUCAGCCAAUGCCUGACAUACUAUGCACAGCCCACCAAUGACAACACGGAUAUGGCGUCGUGGGCGGGGCUUUGCUCUAAACUGGUGUAAGAGCAGCGCCUAUUAGUAGCGUCCUCACUGUCACAGCCUGCGCCUCCGCCUCCCUCUGGUUUCAUUCAUUCGUUUUUUUCAUUCACUGAGGUAGUGAGGCCUACUCGAAAGCCAUGGAGAGCGCUCUCCCAGCCGCCGGCUUCCUGUAUUGGGUGGGCGCGGGCACUGUUGCCUACCUGGCCCUGCGCAUCUCGUACUCGCUGUUCACCGCCCUUCGGGUCUGGGGCAUGAGUCACGAGGCAGGGGUCGGCCCCGGGCUCGGUGAAUGGGCAGUUGUCACAGGUAGUACUGAUGGAAUUGGAAAAUCAUAUGCAGAAGAGUUAGCAAAGCUUGGAAUGAAGGUGGUCCUUAUGAGCAGAUCACAGGAUAAAUUGAACCAGGUUUCCAGUGAAAUAAAAGAAAAAUUCAAAGUGGAGACAAGAACCAUUGCUGUUGACUUUACCUCAGAAGAUAUUUAUGACAAAAUUAAAACAGGCUUGGCUGGUCUUGAAAUUGGCGUAUUAGUGAACAACGUGGGAAUGGCAUACGAGUAUCCUGAAUACUUUCUGGACAUUCCUGACUUGGACAAUACCAUCAAGAAGCUGAUAACUGUUAAUGUUCUUUCAGUUUGUAAGAUGACACGCUUGGUGCUGCCUGGCAUGGUAGAAAGAUCGAAAGGGGCAAUUCUGAAUAUCUCAUCUGGCUCUGGCAUGUUACCAGUUCCACUGCUGACCAUCUACUCUGCAACCAAGGCUUUUGUAGAUUUCUUUUCCCGGUGCCUUCAUGAGGAGUAUGGGAGCAAAGGCAUCUUUGUGCAGAGCGUCCUGCCAUUCUUCGUAGCCACAAAAUUGGCUAAAAUCAGAAAGCCAACUUUGGAUAAACCCUCUUCGGAGACAUUUGUGAAGUCUGCAAUUAAAACAGUAGGAUUGCAAUCCCGGACCAAUGGAUACCCAAUCCAUUCUCUUAUGGGCUUGGUAUUCUCAAUCCUGCCUCCUUGGAUUUAUUACAAGAUAACUAUAAGUUUCAACAAGUCCACACGGGCUCUCUAUCUGAAGAAAACCAAGAAGAACUAAGCACUGAUAACCAUACUGAGUAACUGGGUCAGAUGCUCUAGCCUGUGCCUAUUCACUGCAUGGCACUCCAGCGGUCUUUAAAGUCUAUACUUGUCAUUUUAGUAGUUCUAAAACUAACAUGCCUAAAUAUUGUCUUAAUUGGGAGGAAAACAGAAGUUGUUUUUAGGAGUUUCUGACAUUUAUUCUGGCUACUACUAGGAGUAAUUUUGACGUUUAACAUAAAUGCUUAUAUCAAAUGAAUAUAGAAUUAAUACUACCAAAAAAACUUAAUAGGAAGAAACAUGAUUAUAGUAAAUCAUGGAAUAAGAGAGUCCAAAAUAAAACUCAACAGUUUUACCUGGUCCAUAAUGCCAAUGAUCAUUGUAUUUUCUCUGAAACUGAUUAUAAAAAGCAAUGUCUAGAUAUCCUUUUUUUGUUUUUAAUACUUUGAAGGAAUGGAGAUUGAUUUGCUUAUGGCACACUGCAAUUCACAAAUAGCUCUAUAAAGUUUUAUAAAAGUAUACUCCAAUUUAUACAUUUAUAUGGAACUUUUCUUUCUCAAAGUAGCUAAUGACAUAAAAAUAAUUGUGAAAUAUAGACUUAUUUCUGAUACAUGAAGCCCUACUAUGCUUUCCUGUAAUGCAUUUUUCUUCUCACUUUAAAUAUAUGUAAAUACCAAAAGCUAUGCGGCAUGAUAUAUAAAGGUAAACGAACCACAGUGUACAUGGAGACUGGCAGCCAUCUCUGAUGUCACUGAAACUCUGACCCAGGAGAGUAGCCUGCUUAGACCUCUAGUCUUCUUUGUUUCUUCACUGAACCAAUAUUGCUCACAAAUGUACCACAGGCUAUUCCUAUAAAAGUAAUGAUAUCAUUGAAAUGAGAUGCUAUUUAAAUUGGUACCCAUUAGGCACUGUUAUAAUUAGUUUUUUUCUUAAUUAAAUCAUAGCUGUGUACAUUAAUGCAAUCAUGGGGUACAAUGUGCUGGUUUUAUAUACAAUUUGAAAUAUUUUCAUCUAACUUGUUAACAUAGUCUUCAUCGCAUUUUCUUAGUUAUUGUGUUAAGACAUUUAUAUUCUACAUUUAGUAAAUUUCACAUGUACCCUUGUAAGAUGCACCAUAGCUGUGGUCCCAAUAAUUACCCUCCCUCCAACCAUCUUCCCCCCUCCCCUCCCUUUCUCCUUUUCCCAUAUUCUUGGGCUAUAAUUGGGUUAUGGCCUUCACAUGAAAGCUAUAAUUUAGUUUCAUAGUAGGUCUGAGUACAUUGGAUACUUUUUCUUCCAUUCUUGAGAUACUUUGCUAAGAAGAAUACGUUCCAGCUCCAUCCAUGUAAACAUGAAAGAGGUAUAGUCUCCAUCUUUCUUUAAGGCUGCAUAAUAUUCCAUGGUGUACAUAUACCAUGAUUUAUUAAUCCAUUCGUGGGUCGAGGGGCACUUGGGUAUCUUCCAUGACUUAGCAAUUAUGAGUUGGGAUGCAAUAAACAUUUUGGUACAAAUAUC